AUGGCUCAGAUGCUGGCGAAACCUGGAUCGACAGGACAACUGCCCAUCCUACCAAGUCAUAUUACACGGGCCGCAGGUGCUGUAACAAGUAAUAUUAAUGUCCCUACCACGUUCAACAUAAAAGACCUGGAAAAACAGGGAGAAUACUAUCUGCAGUCACAACAGCUCCAUGCCGCCAAUGCUAACACUCGCCUGGAACACAUGUGUGCCCUCGACAUUGACUCAGAACCUAGUCGAGUUCGCAUGACAGGAAUCAUCUGUACCAUAGGUCCUGCUUGCAAAGAAGUGCCAAUGCUGCAGAAGAUGAUCGUAGAGGGAAUGAACAUUGCCCGUUUAAAUUUCUCUCAUGGUUCUUAUGAUUAUCACAGAGAAACCAUAGAAAAUGUCAGGAAGGCUGUGGAGGGAUUCUCUGACCCUCGUUCUGUGGCCAUCGCUUUGGACACCAAGGGACCUGAAAUCAGGACAGGACUUAUUGAUGGGAGCGGGACAGCAGAGGCUACCCUAGUAACUGGAGAGAGGAUAAAAGUCACUGUUGAUGACGCUUACAUGGAGAAAUGUAACAAGGAUAUUUUGUGGGUGGACUACAAGAACAUCUGCAAGGUGGUGGAGGUGGGUUCGAGAAUUUACAUUGACGACGGCCUCAUUUCUAUAAUUGUCAGAGAAAAAGGUGAAACUAGCUUGAUCUGUGAGAUUGAAAAUGGUGGACAGCUGGGAUCCAAGAAGGGUUGUAAUUUGCCAGGCACUCCUGUUGACUUGCCGGCUGUUUCUGAGAAGGACAAGCAGGAUCUACAGUUUGGUGUAGAUAUGGGGGUUGACAUGGUUUUUGCAUCGUUCAUCCGAGAUGCUGAAGGAGUUAGAGAGAUUAGACGAGUACUUGGUCCCAAGGGAGCAAACAUUAAGAUCAUCGCCAAGCUGGAAAAUCAUCAGGGUAUCAGAAACUUCAUGGAGAUCCUUCAGGAAACCGAUGGUGUGAUGGUGGCUCGUGGAGACAUGGGUAUUGAAAUUCCUCCUGAGAAAGUCUUUCUGGCACAGAAAAUGAUGAUUGGCUGCUGUAAUAGAGCCGGAAAACCAGUGAUCUGUGCCACACAGAUGCUGGAGAGCAUGACAAAAAAGCCGAGAGCCACCAGAUCUGAGACUAGCGAUGUGGCCAAUGCCGUUCUGGAUGGUGCUGAUUGUGUCAUGUUGUCUGGAGAGACGGCCAAGGGGCUGUAUCCACUGGAGACUGUCAGACACAUGCAUAAGAUCUGUAGAGAAGCAGAGUCCGCAGUGUUUCACAAACAGCAGUUUGAGGACCUUCGCAGAGAGACUCCUUUGUACACUGAUUCAACACACACCAUUGCCAUUGCUGCAGUGGAAGCUUCAUUCACAUGCAUGGCUGCUGCCAUCAUUGUCGUCACUACCACAGGCCGAUCUGCCUACCUGGUGUCAGCUUAUCGCCCGCGGUGUCCAAUUCUGGCUGUGACAAGGAAUGCCCAAACUGCCCGCCAGGCCCAUUUGUACCGUGGCAUUUUCCCUGUCCAUUAUAGUGCUCCCAUCCUGAAUGAGUGGACCGCCGAUGUGGACAGACGUAUCUGGAAGGCAAUCAGCCUUGGCAUUGAGAGAGGCUACAUCAGAAAUGAAGAUCCAGUUGUCAUUUUGACCGGAUGGAAACCUGGAUCAGGGGCCACAAACACGAUGAGAAUCAUUGCUGCCCAUGACAUGUCUGAUAAGGAUGUGCUGCCACCUAUUAUCGGAAUGAGCUCAGUUCCAUCCUUUAACCGCAACAAAGAUAUAGCUGAUGGAGUCUCCGCAGUGAAUUUGAAUGCAGAUGGAAGUGGCGAUGUCAAAUUCUUCUAG
Molecule: messenger RNA, 1836 nt
Organism: Candidula unifasciata
Lineage: Eukaryota; Metazoa; Mollusca; Gastropoda; Stylommatophora; Geomitridae
Source: the annotation of a GenBank genome assembly